UGACGUCAUUGGGAGGCCCGGAAGCGGCUGCACGUGUGUGUCUUUCCGCACUACCCUGCUCCUCGGCCUUGGUGUCACUGAUCAUGGGUCGCUCCCGCCGGACGGGCGCGCACCGAGCACAUUCCUUAGCCCGCCAGAUGAAGGCCAAGAAGCGGCGGCCGGACCUGGAUGAGAUUCACCGCGAGCUGCGGCCGCAGGGCCUCCCGCGGGCCAAACCGGAGCUGGACGCCGAGCCCGACCCGGAUCUGCCAGGGGGCGGCCUGCAUCGCUGUCUGGCCUGCGCGAGGUACUUCAUCGAUUCUGCCAACCUGAAGACCCAUUUCCGAUCCAAAGACCACAAGAAGAGGCUGAAGCAGCUGAGCAUCGAACCCUACAGUCAGGAAGAGGCUGAGCGGGCAGCGGGCAUGGGCUCCUAUGUGCCCCCCCAGCGCCUGGGCGUGCCCACAGAAGUGUCCACUGAGAUCCCUGAGAUGGACACAUCCACCUGAGGGGCCUUUGGAUGCAGGGCAGAGAAACUUCAUGGACAGUGAGUGGUUCAGCGGCUAGACUGAGAGUGUGUACUUUGGGUUUGGGGGAGAUGAUCUCUUCUGGAUGUUCUACCCAAAAUAAAGGACCCGGACAAGAGGGUGUACCUCCGAUUCUAACUUCCCUUCCAGUCCUCCAGAUUACAGCCCUCAAGGGUUUCUGAGCCAAGAUGUCUAUUCCCUACCGGGUCCAGCUUUGGAAGGUACCCCUGCCUGCCUUCUUUGAAUUUGGGCUGGAGUCCAGUUGCAGUGUAAAACUGGGGAAUAGGAUAAGUUUUUUUCUGUGUUUCUGGCGAUGGUGGAGACUGAUCCCAAAGGGGAAAAACGUGGUUUUCUGAGCUUGCAGCCCUCUCCCCUCGGUCACCUACCUCCGAGCCUGGGUGAGAGGCCGCCUGCUUCAUCACGGGGCCUGUGAUGGUUGCCGCUGCUUCACCAUCUUCCACACGGCAUAGCAGGAGCCGCCUAACCCGAGGACAGCCAGCAUCGUAGCCACAAUCCCAACCAGCGGACUCCGGGGCUCCGCCUUCAGCUCCCCAGCCACCUGCAUCUGGGAGAACACAGUUGUUGAACGUGACGUGCCAACUGAGACUUCUAGGAAGGAAGGGGAUAAAAUGGUGCUGCUGGGUGGAGAAGAUACGGACGCCAUUUCUGCCCUAGGGAGAUUCCACCCCAAUCCCUCUCGCCUCACUGCCCAUCUGGGUCUAGGCUAGUCAGGCAGCAGGGAACGUGACAGUCUGGCCGUUGUGACUAUUAGCCCCACCAUGAGACCGGGAGAAAGAGAUUGGUGGUGCAGAGCUAGUAUUUAGAGGUUCUUACCUGUAGCACCCGGAAGUAGCCAGGGGUCAGGCAGCGAAAUCUCAUAGUUGGGGGCACUGGUCUCCCUGUCGGCCUCUGGAGUAGGAGCAGAAAUGAAGAUGAAAUACUGCGCGGGGUAUCCCAAGAGGUGGAAAUCGGGGCAUCGGGGUCCCUGGCCUGUUUUGCCUGGGCACUAUGCGCUCAGGAUGCUCACCACCGCUGGCUCACCCGCGUCUGGCAGGGGGCGGGGCAGCUGGAUCUUUAAAUCUGGUCCCUUCCCCCCUGCCUUGCCAGCCUUAGGAGCAGCUGUCAGGAGAGAUCAGCAUCAGGCCUGAGUAGCAGCUCCUCCCCCAUUCGCCAGAGGCCAGGCCAGGCAUGGAGGCAAAGCCUUGGCUGCCAGUGCCCAGGAAUCCAGGCAACCAGGUUCUGGGUAGGCUUCCUCAGCCCUGGUCUGGGCCGUACCCCUACCUUGGAGAAGUCGAUGCUACCAGUCAGCAUUCAGCAAAAGAAUGACUUGUUAGCCACUUUUCCAUCUGGGUUCUGUAAAUUCAACCACCUAGGAGGGAGGGGUCACUUCACCUUCCCCACAAGAUGGAGUCUCCACAAGCACUUCUCUUGUGUGGGCUUUGAAAGAGAUCUGCUUAUGCAGAUAAAAUUGUCCACAAUGGCCGGGCGGUGGUGGCGCACGCCUGUAAUCCCAGCACUGGGGAGGCAGAGGCAGGCGGAUCUCUGAGUUUGAGGCCAGCCCAAGAGCUAGUACCAGGACAGCUAGGGCUAUUACACAGAGAAACCCUAUCUUGAAAAAACAAAACAAAAAUUGUCCAUAAUGUGUUAAAAUUUUAAUUGUGUCUAUUUGUGUGUGUGUUCUAUACACGUGUGUGGUAGUGUAGACAUGGGGGUCAAAGGACAACUUAAGGGGCUCUUUCCUUUCCACAUGUGGGCCCUGGGAGUCCAGUCAGCUCAUCAGGCUCGGCAGCAAACGCCUUUACCCACAGAGCUUUUCUGAC
Chionomys nivalis (European snow vole) is the source of this 2326-nucleotide messenger RNA. It is a transcript of the gene Znf593, whose product is annotated as zinc finger protein 593. NCBI's taxonomy places the organism in Eukaryota, Metazoa, Chordata, Mammalia, Rodentia, Cricetidae. The transcript has 3 exons. Gene Ontology annotation, molecular function: nucleic acid binding; zinc ion binding. The record is from RefSeq and is a predicted model, not a curated record. Bases 84 to 488 code for a protein of 134 amino acids.